UAGCAGAAGAAGAGUGAGUCGUGUUUGAUGACGUCUUCCAGGCGGUGUGUGUUUCUGCUCUUUUCGGUUUUUCUUCGAUAAAUUGACGGGCUCCCGGUGAAGCUGCCGGUUCUUUUGCACCUGUCGGCCGACUCACUGAGUACGCUCAGUAGAGGGGAUUCCCUCCUGUAAACCCCACACAUUUUUUCAGGUCUGCAGGGUUUUAUCAGACCGCCAUCAUGGUGCUGGCAGAUCUUGGCAGGAAGAUCACCUCGGCGCUGAGGUCACUCAGCAAUGCCACCAUCAUCAAUGAAGAGGUGUUGAACGCCAUGCUGAAGGAGGUGUGUGCCGCUCUGCUGGAGGCCGAUGUCAACAUCAAACUGGUCAAGCAGCUCAGAGAGAACGUCAAGUCUGCCAUAGAUCUGGAGGAGAUGGCGUCGGGUCUGAACAAAAGGAGGAUGAUCCAGCACGCCGUCUUCAAAGAACUCGUCAAGCUGGUGGACCCCGGUGUGAAGGCCUGGACCCCGACCAAAGGAAAGAACAACGUCAUCAUGUUUGUGGGUCUGCAGGGCAGCGGCAAAACCACCACCUGCUCCAAGCUGGCGUAUUACUACCAGAGGAAAGGCUGGAAGACCUGUUUGAUCUGUGCCGACACCUUCAGAGCAGGUGCAUUUGAUCAGCUCAAGCAGAACGCCACCAAAGCCAGAAUCCCCUUUUACGGCAGUUACACAGAGAUGGACCCGGUGGUGAUCGCCGCCGAGGGCGUGGAAAAGUUCAAAGCGGAGAACUUUGAGAUCAUCAUCGUGGACACGAGCGGACGACACAAGCAGGAGGACUCGCUGUUCGAGGAGAUGUUACAAGUCUCCAACGCCGUGCAACCAGACAACAUUGUGUACGUGAUGGACGCGUCGAUCGGUCAGGCCUGCGAAUCCCAAGCCAAAGCCUUCAAAGACAAAGUGGACGUGGCUUCAGUGAUCGUGACCAAGCUGGACGGACACGCCAAAGGAGGCGGAGCCCUCAGCGCAGUGGCGGCCACCCGGAGUCCCAUCAUCUUCAUCGGCACGGGAGAACACAUCGACGACUUUGAACCCUUCAAGACUCAGCCCUUCAUCAGCAAACUGCUCGGAAUGGGCGACAUCGAGGGUCUGAUCGACCGAGUGAACGAGCUGAAGCUGGACGACAACGAGGAGCUGAUCGACAAACUGAAGCACGGUCAGUUCACCCUCAGAGACAUGUACGAACAGUUUCAGAACAUCAUGAAGAUGGGCCCCUUUGGACAGAUCAUGGGCAUGAUUCCCGGCUUUGGUACAGACUUCAUGAGUAAAGGAAACGAACAGGAGUCAAUGGCAAGACUCAAGAAACUCAUGACCAUCAUGGACAGCAUGAACGACCAAGAGCUGGACAGUAAGGAUGGAGCCAAGUUGUUCAGUAAGCAGCCGAACAGGAUCCAGCGGGUGGCUCGAGGGUCCGGAGUGGCCACCAGGGACGUCCAGGAGCUGCUGACCCAGUACACCAAGUUCGCCCAGAUGGUCAAGAAGAUGGGGGGCAUCAAGGGGCUCUUCAAAGGAGGGGACAUGUCCAAGAACGUGAACCCGUCUCAGAUGGCAAAACUGAACCAGCAGAUGGCCAAAAUGAUGGACCCCCGAGUCCUGCACCACAUGGGUGGCAUGGCGGGUCUCCAGUCGAUGAUGCGUCAGUUCCAGCAGGGCGCCGCUGGCAACAUGAAAGGAAUGAUGGGAUUUAACAACAUGUGACCACCGACCAUUCAGCUGCCUUAUAACUGAAGACACAUU
Salarias fasciatus (jewelled blenny) is the source of this 1772-nucleotide messenger RNA. RefSeq names its product signal recognition particle 54 (gene srp54). Gene Ontology annotation, biological process: SRP-dependent cotranslational protein targeting to membrane; SRP-dependent cotranslational protein targeting to membrane, translocation. Gene Ontology annotation, cellular component: signal recognition particle, endoplasmic reticulum targeting; cytosol. The record is from RefSeq and is a predicted model, not a curated record. The transcript is spliced from 17 exons. The coding region runs from base 219 to 1733 and encodes 504 amino acids. Gene Ontology annotation, molecular function: GTP binding; 7S RNA binding; endoplasmic reticulum signal sequence receptor activity. Lineage: Eukaryota; Metazoa; Chordata; Actinopteri; Blenniiformes; Blenniidae.